AUGGCUCCAGAACAAAGCAUGGGCCCUCUGGGUCUUCAUUCAUGCCGUCUCACCCUCUUACCCUGUGCCCUCUCUCCAUACCACGUGGCCCAGUGUGCAUUAUGUGGCUGUGAUUUGGCACAUUCAGGAUUCUUCCAGAAAAGUGGCGAGUACAUCUGCACAGCAGACUACCAGCGCCUGUACGGCACAAAGUGUGACAGUUGUGAGGACUUUAUCUCAGGAGAGGUGGUCUCUGCUCUGGGCCGCACAUUUCAUCCACAGUGUUUCGUCUGCAGCAUAUGCAGGAAACCUUUUCCAAUUGGGGACAGAGUGACGUUCAGUGGUAAAGAAUGUAUCUGUCAGCACUGUUCCCUCAAACUGGUUAAUUCCAAUGAGCCAAUCAAAAUCCAUGGGCCCAGCCACUGUGCAGGUUGUAAGGAGGAGAUUAAACAGGGUCAGUCUCUGCUGGCAUUAGAGAAACAGUGGCACGUCAGCUGCUUCAGGUGUCAGACCUGCGGCCUGGUCCUGACGGGAGAGUACAUCAGCAAAGACGGGGUUCCUUACUGUGAGUCAGACUACCAUGCCCAGUUUGGGAUAAAGUGUGAAACAUGCAACAGAUACAUCAGUGGACGUGUGCUGGAGGCUGGUGGGAAGCACUACCACCCGACUUGUGCUCGCUGUGCCAGGUGUCAGAUGGUGUUUAUAGAAGGAGAGGAGAUGUAUCUCACAGGUUCAGAGGUGUGGCAUCCCGUGUGCAAACAAGCAUCUCGAGCAGAGAGGAAACUCAGACUCAGGCGCACAUCAGAAACCUCCAUCUCUCCACCAGGCUCUAGCAUUAGUUCACCUAGCAGAGUCAUCUGUGCUAAAAUGGAAAACGAGAUCCUUGAUUACAAAGACUUGGCAGCACUACCUAAAGUUAAAGCCAUUUAUGAAGUGCAGAGGCCAGACUUCUGGUCCUAUGAGCCCAGUCACAGAUACAGCUCCGAUGACAAGCUAGAGCGUCUCAGCUAUGGGGAGUCUUUGGGCACACUCUCCCCUUAUUCUCAGGACAUGUAUGACAGUAUGGACAUGAGGAUGAGAAGAUCCUCCAGUCCGGGGUACAUAGACUCCCCCACUCACAGCAGACAGGGCAUGUCUCCCAUCAUGCCCCGCUCUCCACAGCACUAUUACAGAUACGGCACUGAGAGUGGCAGAAAUUCACCCUAUUACAAUCAGCUAGAUGCCCGGUCCGGCACGCCCACCACAAACCAAGCUCCCAAGCAUUUCCAUGUUCCAGGCAAUCACUGCAAUCCAGCAACCAAGAGCAAGACCAGUGAGGACAUUGUCCAUUCUUCCAAAUUACCAUCAGCCUACUCGCCUGAACACUACCAGCACUCAGAGUCUGAUAACUACCAUUACACCAGCUCUCCUAAAUCUUUACGUGCUAUUCGGAGAAGGUACUCAUCAGGUGGAGAAGAGGAUGGCUGGAGUCACGGUCUUCAAAGAAUUCAGGGUGGUAUCGGUAGGAUGAUCUUGAAGGAGGAGAUGAAAGCCCGCUCCGGUUCCUAUGACAACGACCCCUGGGGCAGCGCACGGAACUCCCGCAGUGGGAGCAGGGAGAUGUUGCACAGCAUGGGCCACAACAACACAGUUAACGGCUCUCCUCGGACAAACUUUGCAGUUGAGAAUGACUACAUAUCCAAGUCAGCUUCUUUGCCUGGAUAUGGCAGGAAUGGAUUGCACAGGCCACAAAGUGCAGACUACUAUCAGUAUGACAGUGGCAAUGAAGUCAACUGGGGAAACAGAGAGUACAAGAUCUACUCAUAUGAAGCACUUCUUGUGACCUCCAGGGGGCGUAACAGGUUACCAAAGGAUGUAGACCGGGCCAGAUUGGAGCGACAUCUUUCCCCUGAGGAGUUCUAUCAGGUGUUUGGGAUGACGAUGGUUGAGUUUGACCGUCUGGCACUGUGGAAGAGGAACGAGAUGAAGAAACAAGCCCGGCUGUUCUAACAUCUCUGUCCCACACGCACACAGAGACCUGAAUACCUGUU
Molecule: messenger RNA, 2009 nt
Organism: Carassius auratus (goldfish)
Lineage: Eukaryota; Metazoa; Chordata; Actinopteri; Cypriniformes; Cyprinidae
Product: actin-binding LIM protein 3-like
Exons: 21
Coding region: 1-1968 (655 amino acids)
Biological process (GO): cilium assembly; cytoskeleton organization; lamellipodium assembly
Cellular component (GO): actin cytoskeleton; stress fiber
Molecular function (GO): actin filament binding
Source: RefSeq, a predicted model, not a curated record